AUGCGGGCACACUUGACAGAUGUCGUAGCAGAGAAAACAGUGCUACUGGAGAAGUGUCGGAAGGAGUGCACGGACCUGAAAAUCUCACACCAAGACAAUCAGCUUUUGCCAGCAGCCCUGCCUUAUCUGGUUCCGAUGGAAAAUCUGGCACACCUACUGAUUCAGGAGACAGUGAAAUGUCGCUGCAGCAAGUGCCCAAUUGACCUGCAACGCGGCCAGUUGAAGUUCGUUCCCUGUUAUCCAACUCCUCCCGAGGAGCCCGAUUCUCCGUUUUCGUCUUGGUUGCCAAAGGAUCGAAAGAAGGAUUGCUCUCCUCCGGUGUCUUUUUUCAACCCUAUCUCUGCUCGAAGCGACAAGCGCAUGCAUCCGUUUGCCGCACGAAGAAAUCUCUGCCCCAUUAAGGACCUGUCAUCACUGACUAGAUUUUAUUGA
Ostertagia ostertagi is the source of this 432-nucleotide messenger RNA. NCBI's taxonomy places the organism in Eukaryota, Metazoa, Nematoda, Chromadorea, Rhabditida, Trichostrongylidae. The record is from the annotation of a GenBank genome assembly.